Messenger RNA from Electrophorus electricus (electric eel), 3846 nucleotides. RefSeq names its product transporter associated with antigen processing, subunit type a (gene tap2a). NCBI's taxonomy places the organism in Eukaryota, Metazoa, Chordata, Actinopteri, Gymnotiformes, Gymnotidae. Gene Ontology annotation, cellular component: membrane. Gene Ontology annotation, molecular function: ABC-type oligopeptide transporter activity; ATP binding; ATP hydrolysis activity. The record is from RefSeq and is a predicted model, not a curated record. Gene Ontology annotation, biological process: transmembrane transport.
AGCAGCUCGAAGCAAAGAAAAUGAAAUUGAAACUAGCUCAUAAUCAGCACGUUAUCAUCUUGCCCGAGCUCACUUGUUAGUACUUAAAUUGCCGUGAAACAUGAAAGUGGAUUUAUUUUAACGGAUUAAGCAUACGAAUACGCUGGAGUCCGUGUUUAGAUAUUUAAGCGCCUUCACAUCAUAACCUUUAUGUACGAAGCUUCGGCGGUCUAUAACCAAUAACAUGCGGAGAUAUUUGGUGUUCGCUUUCACUAUAUGUACGGAUUUUUUCAUGCUCUAUAUGCUGGAUUUCGUAGACACAUGUUUGAGGUGUCGACAAAGGAGUUUAGACGGUACUGAUAAACUGGUAAGACAAUGGGUUAAGUCAGUACUGCGAUGGGCACUGCUAUACACUGCAUCUAUCUUCUACACAGACUUGAGAGGGUCGGUGGCGAAGCGCUGGAUUUUGACCCACUGUUUCAUUGGUCCGAUGUACGAAACUGGUCGCUUAGCUCUUUUUGGAAACUAUCCGCUAGCGAAGUUUGAUAUGUGGUUGGUUGGUAGCGUCGCUGCUGCCUUGGGGUGCUUGUUUUGGGAGAUGCUUUUUCCUGACUCUAACGGAGAAAGUAACGGAAAAGAGAGGAAACAGAAAGCCAGGGUGCUCUUUAUGAGAGUGAUCCAUUUAUACCAACCUGACUACCUGUUAUUGAUUGGAGCAUCGGUCUUUCUAGCGUUAGCUGUUCUCUGCGAGAUGUUCAUUCCACUAUACACGGGAAAACUGAUUGACAUCUUACGUGUCGAUUACCACUGGGAGGAGUUCCGAGCGGCAAUAAUAUUCAUGACGUUGUACUCAUUUGGAAGCUCGUUCAGUGCAGGCUGCCGAGGAGGCCUCUUCAUGUGUGCUAUUGGCAGCUUCAUUUGUAGAGUAAAGCUUCAACUCUUUAGCUCCCUGGUCAAGCAGGAAAUUGGAUUUUUUGAGACCACAAAGACAGGAGACAUCACAUCCAGACUAUCCACAGACACCACUCUGAUGGCUCGAGCUGUAGCUCUAAAUGUGAACAUCCUUCUACGGACUUUGAUUAAGAUCCUUGGCAUGCUGUACCUGAUGUUCAGUCUUUCCUGGAAGCUUACACUACUGGUGCUGAUGGAGACACCUUUGACUGGCCUGUUACAAAACAUAUAUGAUACUCACUACCAGAGACUAUCAAAGGAGGUUCAGGACUCCAUAGCUAGAGCAAAUGAUGCUGCGAGUGAGGCAGUGUCUGGCAUUAGGACACUUAAAAGCUUUAACACAGAGCAGAGUGAGUCCCAUCGUUAUAAUGACCGGUUGAUGAAUACUCAUAAACUAAAGACCCAGCGGGACACAGUCAGGGCAGUGUACCUACUACUGAGAAGGCUGAUAGAGUUGGGAGUGAAUGUGGCUAUGCUACACUAUGGCAGGUUGUUUAUCCAGUAUGGUCAGAUGAGCACAGGAAAUCUGGUCUCAUUCAUCCUUUACCAGUCAAACCUUGGGAACAACAUCAGGACUUUGAUUUACAUAUUUGGAGACAUUUUGAACAGUGUGGGUGCAGCAGGGAAGGUGUUUGAGUACCUGGACCGCACGCCUGAAGUGAACUCUGAUGGGAUCCUGCAACCAGAGGAGCUGAAGGGACAUGUCUGCUUACAGAACCUCACCUUCUCCUAUCCAACACGUUCUGACCUCAGUGUGCUGAAGGACUUCUCUCUGGAGCUGAAGCCAGGUCAGAUGACUGCCUUGGUAGGGAAGUCUGGUGGGGGCAAAAGCACAUGUGUCAGUCUACUGCAGAGGUUCUACCAGCCUCAACAAGGGCAGAUCUUACUAGAUAGACAGCCUCUGGAGAACUACCAACACAAGUACUUGCACAGCAAGAUUGUUGCAGUGGGUCAAGAGCCUGUUCUUUUCUGUGGUACGGUGCGAGAAAAUAUUGCCUAUGGCCUACCACAUUGCUCAGAUGAGAGAGUUGAAGAGGCAGCCCGCAAAGCCAAUGCCCACGACUUCAUCUGCCAGCUACAAAAAGGUUAUGACACAGAUGUAGGUGAACAAGGAAGUCUUCUCGCUAGUGGUCAGAAGCAACGCAUUGCCAUUGCCAGAGCUCUGAUCAGACAGCCACAGGUUCUCUUACUGGAUGAGAUCACCAGCUUUCUGGACACUGAGAGUGAACAGAUGGUCCAACAAGCCUUGGCCAACUGCCCAAAUCAGACCUUACUUGUGAUUGCGCAUAGACUGAAGACCAUCGAGAGGGCAGACCAGAUAGUUUUGAUUGACCAGGGGAGAGUGCUAGAACAAGGCACUCACCAAGAAUUGAUGAAGAAAAGGGGUCAUUACUUUAAACUGAAAAACAGGCUGUUUACUGAAGAGUCCACUCACAGUGAGAUCUCUUAGUAGCUAGCUACGUCAGAGUAGUGUGGUGCAUGUGGAUUGUGGGAAGACAACUUGAUUUCACAGUUUAUGAAUUUGCAGUAUGAGGUAACCCGUGAUUAAUUGCAGUCAAUGUAUGUUGUCUGUGAUGUCUAACAUCACAACAAAUAAAUUUGUAAACAUUGGUUAUGAGGAAUUAUUUUUAAAAAAAGAAAACAAAGCAAAACUUCUGUCCAGAGGACAUUUUCUGCAGUCUAGAGUGCACAAUAAAUUGCACUGAUGAGGAAGUAUGAAAAUAAUCACAUAUUUCAUGCUAAUAAAAAAUGUGAGUAAGGAGGAAAUACACUAUGCUGCAUCUUUACGAUACAAAACAAAUAUACACCAUAAUGUAUAUUGACACCAUAAUGUAUAUUGAGGCAGUCUGAAAUUAUAUUGAGGCACUCUCAAAGACUUGAGAGCCUAAAUACUUGCAUUCCUAAUUUCCUCCAGUGUCUAUCUUCUAAAUCUACUUGCUAUAAAAUGAAAAUGUGCUGUAUAUACGUAAAUUGCAAAUUAAUGGCUAUAAAUGUUGAUUUUGUUGAUUAUUGAGUGGAUGAUGCUAGAAUAAUUGUUCUUCAUUAAAGACAAAUAUUUGAAUAAAACAGAAAUUAGAUAUCAGAUGUACUAAUUUAUGUAAAAGAUUAACAAAAAACUAAUUCAUAACAUGAACAUCCCCAUGUAUUAUCAGUGCUAAUAAAACUUUUAAUUUUCCUGCUUUGAUGUAAAAUGGUAUAUUAUAUAUGAUGGUGCUAUCCCCCUGCUGAAGCCACUGGCAUUCGGUAGAGAUCUUGCAUGAUCAUUCAUGUGUUUAUGUUGUUUUUAUGUUAAUUGUCACUUGUCUUUAUGUUAGUCCACUUCUGCAUCAGGUGGCGUUUGCUGUCCAUCAGUAGCUAUUGGGUUGGAGAUUUGCAUUUGCUUUCUUUUUUCUGUACAUUCUUUGCCCAUAACAUGCAUUUUCUGAAACUCUGCCUUUGAGAUUAGGGAUAGCAUGAAAAUGUUUACUAGAGUUCUGUGUAUGUUCUAUGAGCUCUGUGUAUGUUGCUAUAUUAACAAAAAUAAAAAAUAAAAAAAAAUAAAAAAAUAACAAAAAGUCAUUAUGUCUCCCUAGUUCCCUAGACUAGAGGUUCCUUAGACUUUCAAGCUUUUUUUUCCUCUUCAUCGUUGUUUAUCUGUUUAAUUAGAAAAAUUAAAAUGAUUGGAAAGGAAAAGGACUUCAACAUUGUCAAAUUUUGUAUUGGACAAAUGAUCAUGUUCUGUAUCCUUUGUCUCCAUGGUGCAUUAAAUGAGCAGUUAUGAUUAUAAUGUGUUUUGUUUGCUUCUACAUGCUGGACAGUUGCUAUUGUGUUGUAUGAUAUUGUUGCAUUAACUACUAUUGUGAUCAUUUAAGUUCUUGUGGACACUAAGGGUUAAUUCAGAGAAUCUUAUUAAAAGCAUACUGUAUGAUAGACACA